CAGACAAGGUACCGCAGACAGUCAGGCCGGACAAGAACAGGGCCCCGACAAAACACAAAGAGGAGGAAGAGCAGCGCGCACGGCCAACGAAACCAAUCCUGCCCCCCUGAUGCACUCCCCUACUCCGAGUCCGGCCAUCCGCACCGCCCACUCGUCCUGCAAACACAUCCCGGCAGAAUAACCCUUUGUUAUGAGAGUUAAAUGCAAUUUGCGACGGGCAUGAAUAAUUGAAGGAGAGAGAAAAAAAAAUGCAGCUGUCCGACUGCGCAUCCCCGGGAGUGAACAGGGAAACGCUGCGCCAGUGUCCCGGCUGAAAGACGGAGCCGAUCCAACCUGAGCCCCGGAGCUUUCUUUCCGCCCUCCCUCCCUUCACCACUCCUCUCAUUCCACAACAUCGGUGCCAAAAGAGGGGGUUAUAUAAAAAAAAAAAUCAUCGUUUCCAACGUGAUCACAACUUCCAGUGAAGUAAAUUUCCUUUCCAAUCACCACGGAUUCUCUGGUGUGCUUCCCAUCUUCUCCUCAAAAGUCACGUCUGCCCCUUGCUCUCUGUGCAUUUUUAAGGACUCUCAGACUCCCCGCUACCCACUGGGGCUCCAUUAACAACCUCUUUGCCAACACAGCCCCUCAAAGAUUCACUGACCACUCUGUCUUCUGACUUUCUUUAAACAUUCCUUUUUUUUUUUUUAGCAAAUACCUGCCCUUUGACUCUCUGUCUGAAUCCUGACUCACUAGUGCUAUUUGGCCCCUGUUGCUAGAGUGCACACAUGGCCUCUCCCAAGUUGGGCUUAUCAGCCACAACCACCACCUCUUCUUCCUCCUCAUCAUCCUCUGCCUCAUUAGGCCCUCCACCACACCCUGGAAGCCCCAGUCGGGUACCCGAGGGUCCUCCAAGCCCUGUUACUCCCACCCCAAGCCCAGGAUUAACAUCUGCGUCAGCCACACCAAUAAGGACCCAGCUAAGCAUCGCUCUGAUCCUCGAAGAGCUCCGGGUGCUGCAGCAACGACAGAUCCACCAGAUGCAGAUCACAGAGGAGAUCUGUAGACAGGUGUUACGCCUUGGUGGCGACUCCUACAGCAUAGAUACGCCAUCCCAGCAUAGCCUCCCUCCCUUGCCUCAGCUCUGCCUGGAAGGCAACAAAAAUGCGUCAGGUUCCUUAACACAGCCUGCUGCACCCCAAGCCACUACUUCUUUGGCUCCUCUCUUGUCAUGUUUGUCCUCCCUGCACCCCUCUCAAACAUCCAGCAAAACCACACAGCCAAGCACAUCCUUGUCUCAAAUCUUGCAACCUCAUAAAUCACAAAUUGAAGGAACAAGAAGGACUGGUCAUUCGUGGGAGACCUCUCAAUGUUCUUCUUCAUUUACAACUUCCUCUGCUGGUGCCUCUGUGCCCCCUUCCACCUAUGCUUUAGCUCUAUCCUUGGCUCUACCCAAUCGCUAUCUUCAUGAGCAAUCUCCCAAUACUACAUCAGUGGGUGGGCAGAGUGAUUUGUCCUUUUUUAACUCAUCCCUCACCACACCUCAGACUAACCCAAAUUCACAGUUGCAAUCUGCGUCCGCUGGCAGCGACUCGUCUACAUCAAGUUCCAACACUGCUGGCCGUCUUCAACAUGUUUGUUGUUUUUGUGGAAAAGUAUUCAGCAGUGAUUCUGCUCUGCAGAUACAUCUCCGCUCACACACCGGAGAACGGCCCUACCAGUGUCCCGUGUGUCUCAGUCGUUUCACAACACGAGGCAACCUGAAGGUGCACUUCCUUCGGCACCGCGAACAAAAUCCAGAGCUUUCCCUUUCACUUCUGCCACCAUCUUUAUUUGGGUUAGCUUUAGGGGCCAGUGGGGGAUCAGAUAUUGGACAGAUCAGUGACAGUUCUGGAAGCACCAGUGGAUUGAAUAUAACACAAAAAAAGAGAAAAAGUAGGGUGGAUGAAGAAACAGGUGGAGAAAACUUGGCAAUCACUGGAAAUAGUAGUGGACUUUCAAUGGCGACCUCUGGUGAAUCUGCUCCAUCCACUUUGCCCCUACCCCCUAGUGUAGAUCUAGCUUUGAUUUCACACUCUCUCCUGCAGCUUAAUCGGACUGCUGCUGUUGCUAGUGCUUCCUCUAUCCCAUCCUCUUCCUCCUCCUCCACCUCUCCUUUGGCGACCUCCCUUCUCUCAAACCCUGCUCUUACUUCAUCAUCUACCAUUGCUGGGUUAUUCAAAGGUGUCAAACAGCAGCGCUUUGAUGAAAACACCCCACCUUAUACACCUCUACUGUCUCCUGCUGCUUAUUCCCAGCUAGCUCACCUACCAAAGCUCCUUUUCUCACCUGUUUCUACUUCUUCAUCUAUCCAGGCUGCUCACUCACCUCUGUACAGCCAUCCAUCAUUGAGCUUGCUACGCACCCAGCUACCUUCUAUUGGAGGAUCCCAACCGCAUGCCUCUUCCAGCCAUUCGCAGAUUUCACUCCCCAUGUCUUCCCUUCCUAAAAAUCCCAGUUCACCCACUACUAUUCAAUCCUUUCUGCCUACGUCAAUAGCAUCGGCUACUCCCACAUCUGAAACCUCUAAGCUGCAGAGACUGGUUGAGAAGCUAGAGAAGGCCCCUUCACUUUCCUGCACUCCAUGGUUUUCUUCCUCUACUCCGACAUCCAUGUUGGAGAUUUUAUCUAGCACUACCACUUCCUCUGCAGGGAGUUCAUCAAACACCCGUUUCACAAAUGCUGGCAACUCCACCACCAAUGUGGUUGCAUCUCCGUCGUCAAACAUCACCACAUCAGUUUCUCAGUUUACCCGUGAGAUGGUUCUUGCUCUCAGGAUGAGUGGCAAUGAAGCAAAUACCACAGCAGGUGGUUUGAUACCGUCACUAAAUGCCACUGGUUCAACACAUAAUCUGACAACCAAUCAGUGUGGGGUGUGCCUACGGGUGUUGAGUUGUCCUAGAGCGCUGCGGCUGCACCAGGCCACACACCUUGGAGAACGUCCAUUUCCAUGUAAGAUAUGUGGACGCUCCUUCUCCACCAAAGGCAGCCUGCGAUCGCAUCUUGCCACUCAUCAUGCCCGGCCACCUAAUGUCCAAAACUCGUGCCCAUUGUGUCAGCGUAAGUUUACCAAUGCUCUUGUUCUUCAACACCACAUACGCAUGCACCUUGGUGGACAGUUGCCCCCAGAUGGCACAGAGGAUUCUGAACAGAAGAUCCCACCUGAAUCUAAUCCCAGAUCCUUGGCACAAGCUCUUUCCCAGUCCACUGAUCAAACGCCCCCCUCAAGUAAAUCACCUCCUCACACCAGCCCCGCAAAGAGCCCAGAAGCAAACCUACAGUUGCAAACUCAAGUUUUUGGCCCAGUCCCUGUCUCUUGCAGCAGGAAAUCAGCUGAGAAAGAUCUCCACAAGUCCCCACCCUCCAGCCCAAAUCAAAUCCCCCUGGCUGACCUCAGCCCUGACCCUACCAUGAACUCUAACACACAAAGCUCGCCACACAGCUCUGAAGAUCCUCCUGUCCUCUGUGUCAGUGCACCACUAAAGGUCUCCCAAAAGACAGAUCCCACUCUGCCUCCUGAUGAAGAAAACAAAGACCAGCAACAGGAAUCUAUUGAUAUGUUCUUUCCUACAUCAAAUCCUUCACCACAUCUCUCUAGUGAUAACAAAACUACAGAGUCUCCUCCAAUGCUGAUGGACCCCACAAAGACUAAAGAAUCACCUAACCUGGAUGUUUUCCAUGAUUCCACACCAAACCUGGAGGACUUUCAAAGCACACCUGCCACUGAUGCUCCUUUUGAUUACACUAGUUCCAGUGCAACUUCUAACCUUAUCCCAACUGAAGAUGUUUGCAAUGCUGAUACAAAGGCAGCUUUGGGAUCACACACAGACACCACCAGGCCACAAUCACCAGAACCCAUGGAGGAAGACAGAGACCAGCCGCCUUCAAAUGCGCCACCAAAACAAGAGCAAGCAACUGUACCUGACAAUGACCCCAAAGUGACACCUUCUGUGGAGAACACAGACCCCGUGUUUGCUGAAGCAAGGGGGGGAAUGCACAAACAAACCACAUCUGUCAGAGAGACAGGCCAAAGCUUUCAUUUUGGUUCAUAUGGGAAGGAGGACCAGGUGGAUGCCACUAAAAUGAGCGGACUGGGUUCAAAUGAAGCUCCUGAUGCUUCAUUGCCCAUCAGCCUUGCUCCAACCCUCCCAUCUCCGAUGUCCCGUCCUGAGAAGAAAACCUACUGCUGUGCUGAAUGUGGAAAGGAGUAUGCUAGCCGCAGUGGAUUAAAGGGACAUAUGAAGCACCAUGGGGGUGUAACCAAACCAUCUCGUCCACCAGCCAGGGGGAGUCGUUCCUCCUCUGACCAGAUCCCUUCCUCCGCAUCUUCUGUGUCCUUAAACAUGCCCGCCACUAGGAGCUCCGGAGGCUUCUGGAACCAGUAUCAAGCCUUCCUCAACACCAGUACUCAGUCAGCUGAUGACCCGCAGACUGUGGGUCAAAGUGAAAAUAAAUCAGCACAGCACUCUGUUCAGUCACAGAAGAAUGCUGAGGAAGCUGGGGAAGAACCAGGAAAAGAUUCAUAACUUAAUUCAGACCGUUUGGCUAGAAAAGGCUUUGGUAUUUCCUUUUUUGUCUGUCUUUUAGCACAACUCUAUGGACAUUCACAAAGUAUUGCUCCAAUAACACGUUUCAGGCAGCCUGUUAGUUUGAUAAUCAGAGUAAUAUGUUUAUAUGUGAACCCUGUGCACCAACCAUCUUGGGUGUCUUGUGUUAUAAAAGAGGUAGUAGUCCAGUUAUUGCUGGAUUUGUCGACGACAACAAGAAAAUUGUCUCAAAGACUUGAAUUAUGUGAUUAAUAAUGCUCAUAUGAACAUACAAGCAGACCCUGUACUUUCAGAUUCUUAAUGAGUCACUGAAAAAAAACACAGAAAAGAGCAAGCGUGUAAGUUUUUAUGUUAUUUUUGAAACAAUUAGUGACUGUUGUGCCAUGUAUUAAAAUCUCACCCGUACGGCACCAAAAAGGGGUCAGUAUAACCAAAUUGAAUUGUUUAGGUGCUGGUCAUUUCGCUUCUUCACCAUUGUACUAACCUUUUUUUUUUUUUUUUUGUGGUUGCCAGAAGGAGUUGUGGGCGACGGGUCAUUUUUUACCCAUAAAACAUCAGUUUGUGCCCACAAACUGAUGUGGGCUUGUCUUAUCUGUGUUGAAAACUGAUGUUUUAAAGUGAUUUUCUGCAAUUUAUUCAUACUCCGCUAUUAGGAAAUGUGUUCAGUAAAUUUUAUUGGACUGUUUCAGGAUUUCAGGAGUCACGACCUAUCGCGUUCUAGGAACCAAAAGGUCCAAACAGGAACACAGACGCAGUAAAAGAAACCGCUGUGUAAUAUGAAAUCUUUGGAAAACUACAUGCAGAGAUUUAUCUGUGUUGUUCAUUGAAAGUACAUAACUACCAACGGAAAUAAACAAGUUCAAGUUAUUCGGUUCAAAUUAUUUUGUUGGAAUUAGGUUGAAAAAAAAGUUCAUACUGGUACAAAAGGGGUAUAUGAAUUAGUGUAGGGGAACUGACCCGGUUUUCAAAUAAGAAAACUGAAGAAUUGCUUUGUAAGAGAAAAUAAAGGUGAUAUAAUGUGGACUGAGGGGAUAAAAGGUCUUUUGUUGCUAUUUUCUGCUAUCUUUUUGUUGGAGGGGACUUAUUCAUGUCUUUUAGUUGAUUUUCUACUGUAUUGUCCUAUUAAAACAAAAGCACAUGUGCUGUUUUUGUGAGCCCAGAGAGGGCGUGGUCUGUCCUGUGAUGUUAGCCCUUCAGCUUGGGGAAUGUGAUUGUCACUGUUGCUGUAUGAACCAUGAGUGAAAUCUGUAACACGUUUAAGCUACUAAACUUAUUAAACCUACAUGUUUAUAGCGAUAUAUAUUAAAGUAUAUGCCCGUUUGUUGUAAGAUGUACUUUAUGUGUCCCCAAAUUAAAAAUAUUCUCUUGGGGGAAAAAAUGUGCACUAACUUGAUUAGUGGUUUCUGACACUACAGUUUUUGUUGUAAUGGGGUACUUGACGUAUUUUCUUUCCUUGCACACAGACAUAAAGUAUCAGAAAUAUUA
Messenger RNA from Fundulus heteroclitus (mummichog), 6047 nucleotides. RefSeq names its product spalt-like transcription factor 2 (gene sall2). Gene Ontology annotation, biological process: regulation of transcription by RNA polymerase II. The record is from RefSeq and is a predicted model, not a curated record. Gene Ontology annotation, molecular function: RNA polymerase II cis-regulatory region sequence-specific DNA binding; DNA-binding transcription factor activity, RNA polymerase II-specific. The coding region runs from base 765 to 4541 and encodes 1258 amino acids. NCBI's taxonomy places the organism in Eukaryota, Metazoa, Chordata, Actinopteri, Cyprinodontiformes, Fundulidae. The transcript has 3 exons. Gene Ontology annotation, cellular component: nucleus.